AUACGCUUCUCUUGGAGACUUGGAGACGAAGGGAGUGUAGUAAUGAAACAGCCUUCUUAUUCGUCUUACACUUCACUUACAGUACUUGAUUCAAUUCCUCGGACACUCCGCAACGGUGGCCAUGACUACGAAGGGUUCUCGUACACCAAGCAGGUUGAUCAGAAAAUUCAAAACCCGUUCUUGGUUCUUGAUCUGAUCAAUUUCAAUAACGUCACCGUUGAUUAUGCGGAAAAGACGGCGUGGGUCGGAUGCGGCCCGACGAUUGGGGAGCUGUACUAUAGGAUAUCAGAGAAGAGUAAAGUUAUUGGGUUUGCGGCGAGCGUGUGCCACUCCAUUGGUGUUGGAGAGCACUUUAGCGACGGCGGUUAUGGGAUGAUGCUCAGAAAACACGGGCUCGCGGCAGAUCACGUCGUGGAUGCGCAUUUGAUUGAUGCAAAGGGGAAGGUUUUGGACAGGAAAUCCAUGGGGGAGGAUUUGUUCUGGCGAUCCGAGAAGGGGGAGGGAAUACAUUCAGGGUGGUUCUUUCAUGGAAAGUAUAAUUGGUUGAUCGAUGUUCCCGAAACCGCAACGACUUUCAAUAUCGUCAAAACUCCGGACUAAAACGCCACCAACCUCAUACACA
Messenger RNA from Ipomoea nil (Japanese morning glory), 622 nucleotides. Its product is annotated as berberine bridge enzyme-like 21. The coding region runs from base 43 to 600 and encodes 185 amino acids. The transcript has a single exon. Gene Ontology annotation, molecular function: FAD binding. The record is from RefSeq and is a predicted model, not a curated record. Lineage: Eukaryota; Viridiplantae; Streptophyta; Magnoliopsida; Solanales; Convolvulaceae.